AUGGCACCUCCGAGCACUACACUGGAGUGGCAGCAACAGACUAAACUCGAUCCACCGAUCAGCUCACGAACUCCGCCCGGAACAGAGCGCAGGUCCUCUCCCCUCCGGGAGAGAGCCGCAGCCACUGGGAAACAGGACUGCACCGGCUCGGGGGCAAUCAAUAAAUACUGCGCUGUGGCCGCCGGUGGCCGCGGGGAGGCGCUGUGGCCGCUGUGGCCGCGGGGCGGCGCUGUGGCCGCUGGUGGCCGCGGGGAGGCGCUGUGGCCGCGGGGCGGCGCUGUGGCCGCUGGUGGCCGCGGGGAGGCGCUGUGGCCGCGGGGCGGCGCUGUGGCCGCGGGGAGGCGCUGUGGCCGCUGUGGCCGCGGGGAGGCGCUGUGGCCGCGGGGAGGCGCUGUGGCCGCGGGGAGGCGCUGUGGCCGCGGGGCGGCGCUGUGGCCGCGGGGAGGCGCUGUGGCCGCGGGGCGGCGCUGUGGCCGCGGGGCGGCGCUGUGGCUGUGGUCGGGAGAGCGGCGCCGCGGUGCGGGACAUGUUUCGGGCCGCGGGAGCGCUGCUGCUCCGGGUCUCGGGCCGCGGCUCCGGCUGUUUGAUACCCGCGGCCCGAGCCAACGGGCGGCGGCGGCGGCGGAGGGGAACCGCUGGGAGAGGAGCGGGAGGAGCGGGAGGAGCGGGGCCCGGGUCGGGCCGCACGGAGGCAGCAAUGUGGCAUUGCAGACUGUUAGGAAUUACGCCAGAAUCGUACACAAAAAGCAAGAUCCAGAAUUUACCAGUCAGCUGGCGGAUCUGUCCCCAGUGCUGCUGAAGAAGGAUUAUGCCGGCAUCGAGCUUGUGAACAAUUCAGGUGAUGUGGUCAGAAAGCUUCUGUCACUGGAGAUGGCAAGUCAUAAAGAGAAGUUGAAAGUGAAAACCGGUCAACUGAUCGAGAAGGUUAGACGGACUCCCCAUGACGUUGGCUCCACAGAAGUGCAGAUCGCUAUUUUAACAGCAAAGAUUCGCAAUUACCAGGAGCACCUCCACAAGCACACAAAGGACAAGGCAAACAAGCGUUACAUGCUGCUCGCCAUCGACCAACGCAAGAAAUUGCUGAAGUACCUGCGACGCACACGCUAUGAAUUGUUUGAGAACGUGUGCACUCAGCUGGAUAUCCAGUACACAUUCCCCCCCAAAUAUUACAGGAAAGUGACCCGGCGAUGGGUUGCCAAGAAAGCUUUGUGCAUAAGGGUUUUCCAGGAGGUGCAGAAGCUGCGAGCUGCUAUUCGGCAGAAGGAAGCGGCAGCAAAACAGCGGGGAGAUGGUCAGGUAAAGCCUGAGGAGACGCCUGUGUGACGGGCAUUUCAUUUACUGUGUGAGACAGACAGCGACCUCGCAUGUCAGAGACUAAUAAACAUGUCCGUGUUUUGUA
Molecule: messenger RNA, 1399 nt
Organism: Callorhinchus milii (elephant shark)
Lineage: Eukaryota; Metazoa; Chordata; Chondrichthyes; Chimaeriformes; Callorhinchidae
Gene: mrps15
Product: mitochondrial ribosomal protein S15
Exons: 9
Coding region: 1-1323 (440 amino acids)
Biological process (GO): translation
Cellular component (GO): ribosome
Molecular function (GO): structural constituent of ribosome
Source: RefSeq, a predicted model, not a curated record